This is a messenger RNA of Penicillium crustosum, 1413 nucleotides long. RefSeq lists its product as uncharacterized. Gene Ontology annotation, molecular function: transmembrane transporter activity. The record is from RefSeq and is a predicted model, not a curated record. Lineage: Eukaryota; Fungi; Ascomycota; Eurotiomycetes; Eurotiales; Aspergillaceae. The transcript has 2 exons. Gene Ontology annotation, cellular component: fungal-type vacuole membrane. Bases 1 to 1413 code for a protein of 470 amino acids. Gene Ontology annotation, biological process: transmembrane transport.
AUGGAUGCUUCGGACGCCUCGUAUAAAAAAGAGACACUCACUGGCAACGAGUACUCUUCUACCUCCGAUGUUGAAAAACUAUCGCCGCAUAUCCCCGCAAUAGCCGAUCUAGCACCUCUCAACAUCGAAAUUACCUAUCCCGAGGGUGGUCGUGAUGCUUGGUUGGUGGUAUUGGGUGCGUGGUGUGGCUUGACCUCGUCACUGGGUAUCUACAACACAUCUGGUGUGUUCGAGGUCGUUAUAUCUAAAGUGAUAUUACCGGAGGCUUCUUCGUCUACUCUUGGCUGGAUAUUCUCAGUCUACGCCUUCGUAAACUGGGUCUGCGGAGUACAAAUUGGACCGACCUUUGAUGCCAUGGGCCCGCGUGCACUGAUGGUCGCCGGGACUAUUUGCACGCUAGUUGGCAUUUUCACUCUCAGUGUCUCCACAGAAUAUUACCAGAUCUUCUUGUCAUUCUCUAUUAUGACCGGCAUCGGCUCAUCUCUUCUCUUGACCCCAUCAAUGGGCUCCGUCGCUCAUUGGUUCAUGGAGCGUCGCGGUCUCGCCAGUGGUAUAGCAUUCAUAGGGGGUGGUUUUGGUGGUGUUCUCUUUCCCCUGAUGAUACAAUCACUCCUCCCUCAAGUUGGCUGGGGAUGGUCGAUCCGAAUCCUCGGAUUUGUGCUUCUUGUACUCUGCGCUACCAGCGUGGCAUUUUGCCGAAGCAGAAUUCCUCCCCGAAAAGGAGCCGAAACAACUUGGCGAGAUACAUUGCCAGAUUAUAAAAUCUUCCUGGAUGGAACAGGAGCCAUGGCACUCACAACCACCGGGGUCCUUUUGACGGAUUUGGCAUACUUUAUCCCGAUUACUUACAUACCACGGUACUAUAUCGAUCGACAGGAUCUGUCUGACGAGGAGGCCCUGACGGGAUCGUCGGCAUUUGCAUACCAGCUUCUCGCGAUUCUCAAUGCUGCUUCGUGCGUUGGCCGAUACGUGGCGGGCGACAUGGCGGAUCGAUUUGGCCGAUACAAUACCAUGAUUGUCUCGUUGUUUUUCUGCACAGUAUCAGUUCUAGGUUUUUGGUUACCAGAUAUCCUCGCACCAGGCCUCGAUUCCUACGCAUUACUGGUAGUCUUUAUCCUACUGUUUGGGUUCUGCAGCGGUUCAAAUGUUAGCUUGACACCAAUAUGCCUGGGCCAGCUUUGCGAAACUCAAGAAUAUGGGCGAUAUUAUGCGAGCUGUUUUACGGUGGUAUCAUUUGGAGUACUGGCAAGUAUCCCCAUUGCCGGGGGUCUUUUAGAUGCGGUGGAGGGCACAGGGAAAGAAAAGUAUUGGGGAGUCGCUCUUUUUGCUGGACUCAGCUAUGUGGGCGCUCUUUUGUCUUUUCUAUGGGUCAGGAUCAAAGUGAAGGGGAGAGAUUGGAGAAUAAAGUGGUAA